AUGAACCGGCUUCCACCGUCUAUCUCUGAACACAUCCCACGACCAGCAUUCAUCGAAAUCAACGGACAACCACCGGACCACUUAGCUAAAGGAAAAUGCAUCCGCCUUAUAGAGGACAUGAAGAGAAGAACAUCAGGUGCUAUUCGAGCUGGAUUUACUCCACCGCUUGAAGUGGAAAAUAAAGUAAGACAAUGGGCUGCCGCGUACCCUGCACACUGGGCCCUAGCGUCUGAGACGUCGGACGGUAUGGUGACCGAGCACAUCGAGGAGGACGCGAACGUGGACUACGAGAUGCUGCUCACAGGAUUACGGGCCUGUGCUGCCAAGAAGCCGCGCACGACAAUCUUGGAUCGAAUUUCGAAGAACACCAAGGAAUUGUUGGAAAGAAGAAGAGCUUUGAGGCUUGAUCCGAAUGCAUCGCACAUUGAGCGGGAUCUCCGCGAAUAUAUUAUUCCGCUAGCAGUCUUGCUGAGCGAAGACGGGACUCUCACGUUUUCUCGUCGUGAGAUGGAAAUUAUUACGGAGAGGUUCCACUCAAACCUUCUCCGUUCAUCAACUCCUGUGUCAAGCCCGAUCAUCCCCACUGGUGAAGCUCCACCACGGACUCUCCCUUCGGAAGUGCGAGUCGCUAUCAAGAGCAUUAAACCUGGCACAGCCCCCGGACCUGAUUUUAUAUCAGCAGACUUUCUUCGGGCUGGUGGUCAUCCACUUCAUGUAAUCUUAGCAGCGCACGUGACAUUCUACCUUUAG
Molecule: messenger RNA, 750 nt
Organism: Necator americanus (New World hookworm)
Lineage: Eukaryota; Metazoa; Nematoda; Chromadorea; Rhabditida; Ancylostomatidae
Exons: 5
Coding region: 1-750 (249 amino acids)
Source: RefSeq, a predicted model, not a curated record